UCUGUUUAUAUUUUGAAUAAAAUUUUCAAUUUGCUCCUGAAUUUAAAUUGUAUAUUUUUCUAAAUAAAUUUAUUUAGCUGUAAAUAUUAUCUAAAUAUUGUAGUUAAAAUGUCUUCGUAUAAUCCUAAUGAAAUGGAAGAAAUGCAUCCAGCUGAAGGAGGAGAUUUUGAAAUUCCCCACAAAGAGGAUUCUAAACAAGAAAAUAUUGCGAUGGCUAUUGAUCCCCAUGCUGAUGACUUCAAUAAUCCACCUUGCUAUUUACCACAACCAGAAGAUCAAAUGCCCAAAAAGGAUAAUUUACAGCCAAUGGGUCCCAUAGGACCUUGGGCUACCGGUAAAGUUGAUUGGAGUCCUAUGGCGGGUUUAACUGGCACAAGACCAGUAGUAGAUCGUUAUUCUAUAACAAGAUUCAGUCCCAACGAAUGGAGAGCCAAAAAUUUGGAGACCGUGAAAAACACAAAUCAAGUGUUUGAUAGAACUAUUAAAAAUCAAUACAGUUGCAACACCUCCUUGAUGCGUAUUAACGCCCUAGUAGAUAAGACACAAACGGAGACCACUGAAAAUAUGCGCCAACGAGCUCAACUGAUUGGUAAAUGGAAGAUUACCUUGGAGGCGGCCAUAAAAGCUAUGCAAGAUGAAAUAAGUACUUUGGAGGAGGAGAGAGUAAGACUUAAGAAAUCUUUAGUUAUAUUGGGGGUACCCGAAUCCAUAGUCAAGGAAUGCAUAGAUAAGCGUUGUGGCAGACCAGACACUGAAUUGGUAAGGGAUGUACCGGAAGAGGAGUUAAUCAAUGAAUUGGCUUUAAUAGCGGAAAUUAGACAGCAACUAAAGAAAACUUUAGAAGACUUUGAGCAGCAGCAAGUGGAAAAUCGUACGGCACGUCAACGUUUGGAAUAUGAUUGGAGCGAUAAAAAGGAAGCCUAUGAAAUAGAUGCUUUAAAUGUGGGUCUUAAUAAUCGCUCUAAAACGAUAAUGUUUAGGCCAGGCGCAGUACGACAACCGGCAGAGCAAGCCUCGGAGCAUUAUUGGGAGCAUUUCAGCAAGGAGACUCUGGAGGAAUGUGAAAAAUGUCGUCAAAAGUCUUUCAAAUUAAGGCAGACUUUAAAUGCCAUUUUAAUGAAUGCUGCUCGUGAUAUACGAGGUCAAGCCGAUGUGGUGGAAAAAGCCUUUGUAGCGCGCAUUAACUGCACCCAAGAGAAUUUGCAACGUUUUGAAAAUGAUCUAAGACAGUGUCUCCAAAAUCUAGCCGAUACUGAGACUCGCAUUGACAAGCUACAUCGGGCCAUACGCAAUUUUGAUGCCGGCAUGAAAGUGGCCCAAACCCGCAUGGACAAUCGUAGUUUUCGCCCGAAUGUGGAAAAUUGCCGGGAUUCGGCCCAGCAGAAUCUUAUAGAUGAAGUGGCCACCAUACAAAGCGGUGUCAGUGCCAUGCUGCAGGAACUGGAUGAGGCUGAAAAUGUUAAAAAUCAACUUAUGCAAUUACGCAGCACUUUGGAACGUGAAAUCAUGUUGAAACGUCGCACUUUAUGGUUGGAUCGUGAGCGCUGUAUGCUUUUGAGAUCUCACUAUCCUUCUGCAAGUGCUUUGAGUGGUUUUGCUAGUGUUUAAUAAAAAUUUAAAGCAAUGCGAC
Molecule: messenger RNA, 1630 nt
Organism: Calliphora vicina (urban bluebottle blowfly)
Lineage: Eukaryota; Metazoa; Arthropoda; Insecta; Diptera; Calliphoridae
Gene: Tektin-A
Product: Tektin A
Exons: 6
Coding region: 109-1608 (499 amino acids)
Biological process (GO): cilium assembly; cilium movement involved in cell motility
Cellular component (GO): nucleus; microtubule cytoskeleton
Source: RefSeq, a predicted model, not a curated record